AUGGCUUCAUCCGGUGCAAACGAUUCGUACGACUUUUGUGAAUUUUGCCGAAUAAAUCACGACCAUGGAAGAAAACACGUGUACAGUAAACGUCAUAAAGACAGGAUACAGUCGGCUUUACGAAGAUUUUGUAAAAAAAUCAAAGAAGCCAAGUCAGAGAUUAAAAAGCCUACAGUAUCCAAUAAUACUAGUUUACUUGAAGUCAAUUUUUGGUGUUAUAUGUGUGCACAGGAAAUACAGAAACAUGGUAAAGAUUUCAGCAACAAAGAUAUUAUUUUGAACUUCAAAGGAUUUAUCGUACAUUUAUUAAGCGCUGACCAUUUGAAAAAUGUGAAGCAGUUUCUAUGGGAACACAAGCUGGAUAAAAAUGAGAAGGAUAAAUACAUAUUUACAGAAGAUCACUGGAUUAAAUACCAACAAUCAAUUAAAUCAGUUGUAACAGAAUUUAAAAAUAAUAAAAAGAAAAUAUUUCAAGAGAAAGUUAUGAAAAUGGUGAAUGUAGAAGAGAAAAGACAACAGUUACUACAACCAGAGAAAACUGAUUUCCAUGGCAACAGUGAUAUGAUUGCUUUCACAUCAGUGUGUAAUAGCAGAAGUCAGAUUACAGCAUCAUAUCCACUAUAUCAGCACAGUAGUAGUGACUAUUACUCAAUACAAGGUAAACCCAGCACCAACACUCUCCCUGCUGCUACCUCAGCGUCAGUCCUACCACACAGUGUUCCAUCAAGUCCAAAACCUGAUUCUGGUCAAAUUAUUCCUACGUCAUCUCAAAGUACUCCUGUGUUACCAUGGCUACAGACUAGUAUGACAACCAACACUGUUGGCAUAUCGGUGAAUGAGAAAACCAAGGAAUCACAGAUGUGUAGUCAUGUAAAGACAGUCAGUAUCAAGUCAUCAGGGGGACUUACAGUAAUACAAAGACAGGGUAAUAGUAAAGAUGGUAAUAUACACACUGGAGCACUGCCACCAUGGUUACAAGAUGAUGAAGAGAAAGUGCCUGUGAUUGGUCCUACAGAAGAGGACUUCUUAAAACAUUUGGAAAGAGAACGAAAGCGAAAACUAAAUCCAAAUCGAGUUGGUGCUAACUUUGAUCAUAAAAUACCCACCAAUGAUGAAUGGCUACCAUCAUUUGGUAGAGUUUGGAAUCAGGGGAGAAGAUGGCAGUCUAGGUAA
Saccoglossus kowalevskii is the source of this 1173-nucleotide messenger RNA. Its product is annotated as centrosomal AT-AC splicing factor-like. The record is from RefSeq and is a predicted model, not a curated record. Lineage: Eukaryota; Metazoa; Hemichordata; Enteropneusta; Harrimaniidae.